Messenger RNA from Botrytis sinoallii, 1140 nucleotides. RefSeq lists its product as uncharacterized. The record is from RefSeq and is a predicted model, not a curated record. The coding region runs from base 1 to 1140 and encodes 379 amino acids. Lineage: Eukaryota; Fungi; Ascomycota; Leotiomycetes; Helotiales; Sclerotiniaceae. The transcript has a single exon.
AUGAUGGCCGAUGUCCCUCAAAGGAAACCAAUGCCACCUGGUUUCCAAACUUCUCCUUCUGCUCCUUCAUACAACAAUCACAGUCGAGCUCGUACGAUUUCUUCCAAUACCUUUCCUUCCAUCAAUUACCCGCCUCAACCUCAAAAUCCCCAAACUCUCUAUCCAGGAAAUAUGCAGAUAAGCGGCUUCUCUUCACGGAGAACUCCUUCGACGGGUACCUUUUCGACAACGGCGAGUAGUGGGAAUGGCCCUGUGCCAUAUCGUGGCUCUCAAGACUUGAGGCGAUCCACGUCCUCACGAUCGGGAAAUUUACAACCUCAAGGUUAUGUGGCUCUGAUGCGAAAACAAAAGGCGACGGUGUGGUGUGAUAGAUCGCAACAUGAAGAUCCACGAUUGAUCGCUCAACAAAAAGCCGCCAAGGAAAGAGCAGCGGCUGCAGUACUCGGUGGACCUUUACAAGGAAGGAUCUCGACGGGUGGCACAAAUAGUUUGGUCGGAAGUAAUCGAGUGACGGCGAAAAUAAGACAUCAUGGGAAAGCUGGAUUGGUAGGAUAUAGUCCGGGAGAUCUUGUCGGAGGUGUAGUCGGUGUGCCCAUGAGAUUGAGUGCUAGUGAAGUGGAAGGUGGAGACAGUGAUGAUGAUGGAGAUAGCGGCAGAAUUUUAUAUCAUCGAAGAACGGGUUCUGGACGCAGUAGUGUUGGCAGUGCUAGGAGGGGUCUUACAUAUUCACGACAAUCGGGUGCAAGUUCGACAGCUGGCAGAUGGAGCUCAGGCCACACGCCACCUAGCGAGAGAGAGAGACGGGAAUCUUUCGCAGAUGUGGCAGAAGCUGGGGAAACUCCUGUGCCGGCUGAACAUGCGAAUGCUAAGAAUUAUUUUGAAGGCGGUGAUGGAACGAGAAGUGCAGGAGGAAGUAUCAGUAGUGGAGAACGAGCAGAUGGUAUUGCGGACUUGAAUUCGAAUGAUGCAGCGAGAUUAGCAAGUAACAGCUUGCUUAAAUCAACAAUCACACGCGAAAAAAGUGUGAAGAAUCCCGACGAAUUAAGGCGAAGAGGAAGUGUCGACGAACGAACGACCACAAUGACUCUUGGUGCGGGCCGAUUAUUUAUUGCCAAUCCCGAUCAUUCGGAUAGUGAUUGA